AUGUCACAGAUCGCACGUCCCACCGCCAUGGCUUCCGAUCCCGAUCUGUCCGACACGAACGCCAAGAGCAAGACGCCUUCCACGGCUUCUUCGUCACACCAAAAUAACACGCUCUCGGUUGCCUCGCGACGUGGGCGCUACGAUGCUUCCGGUCGCAAACGCAAGAAGCUGCGCUCUCAGUACCCCCGAGGGUCGACGGAGAACCAUGUCGAGUACAUCCUCGUGGCCUCCUUCGACAUCGACCGCGGCCCGGUCAUGGAACAUCAGUACCCUGUUGCCAUCACGGGUGACGAGCACAUGCUGGCCGAGCUCAUGCUUCCGGACCAGGCUCACGUCAGAAACCAGGACUGGACCAUAUUCUUCCUGCACAAGGAUCCCAGCCAAGAGGAGGAGGAAGCAGAGCGCCGCGCAAGGGAAGAGAGGCGAGCCCGGCGUGCUCGCAGGCGCGAUAGGGCCAAGGGCAUAAUACACGAAUCCGAUGACGAGGCCGAUGGUACCGGGUUGGAUGAUGAUGACUGGGACGACGACUCGAGUGACUCGGAGCCAGAGAUAAACGAGGGACCACCGCUGAUCUAUGUGCUCAACCUUGUCAACACAAAACAGGACAAGACGGUUAAGCGAGGCGCCAUACCCCUAUUACUCCUUGCCCUGGAAGAGUACUUCAAAGCCCCGGUACCUGAGACCUUGGCCAUGCUCUACAAUGCUGUGAACGAGAUGGAUCUGUCUCUGAUGCCGAAGCUCAGCUACCUCGAGAGACACCUCCUCCAAGUAAGCGAUAACAAGGAUCUCUUCGUCGAAAAGUUCGAGCAAAUGAUCCAAGAACGCAUCGCCGAGGAGCAAGGAGAGGACCUUGCCGACCAGCCGCUGGAUGCCAGCAGGGAGCCACCAAAACGGCCCAGCAUCUUCCGGUCCGGGACGAAGCAGCACAUCGAGGGUCACUCGGCAUACGCUGUCCCUCGAGACACCCACGAGUUCGAGAGCAAAGUCGUGUACAAAGGCAUCCCUAUCCCGAUCAAAGUCCCUGUGGCCGUCAUGCCUGAGACUGUGGGAGACUUUUCCCUGAUCAAGCUCAUCCAAAACUUCUCCGAGCCACACGCGAAGAACCCUCAGACUUUCCCCCUACAUCCUCAUCUGACGACCAAUGGCCCUAACACGCACCCGAUCAUUGUCCUAGUCAACGCGCUUCUCACAGAGAAGCGCAUCAUCUUCCUAGGCCAUAACAUGCCAUCAGGGGAGGUCGCCGAGGCUGUGCUCGCUGCAUGCGCUCUUGCUUCGGGUGGCAUCCUUAGGGGCUUCACACGCCAUGCCUUCCCCUAUACCGAUCUGACCAAGAUCGAUGAUCUGCUCAAGGUGCCCGGGUUCAUCGCUGGCGUGACAAACCCAACCUUCGAGCAUCACCCGGAAUGGUGGGACUUGCUGUGUGACCUGCCCAGCGGCAAGAUCAAGAUCAGCAGCAAGAUCGAAGCAGCACCCAUCACGGAAGGGUUGGUCUAUUUCCAGCAGCAGAAUCCUGCUUAUGCGAACCUGGUCGGCGGCGGGGCGGCCGCAAACAAUGACCUGACGGGCGAUGCGGCCUUCAUGGCUGAUAUUCUGCGUAGCAUUGCUUCGCGUGCCGGCGAGCGCGUAAUCCGGGCCAAGUGGAGAGGAUGGAUACAGAAGUUUACUCGUAUUGCUGCUGCUUUUGAGGAGUCUGUGUUUGGCACUAGUGCCUUGCACAUCACCAGCGACGACCCCGAGGCAGCCACGCUGGCGCAGUACGGGCAUGGUUAUGUCUGGGCCGACGAGGCGACCAAGGUGAGGGAGCUCGCGGGCAACGUCACACGGAUUGAGGCGUGGAGGAACACGAGGAGUUACUACAGCUACAUCCAGGACGUCGCCCAAUCCUACACACUCCGCCCCCUCAAAGGUCUCGACCUAGCCCACCUCCACGACCGGCUGCGCACGCAGCGCCUUACCCCCCAGCAGAGCCGCGAGAUCUACGACGCGCUAUGCAAGUACGUGCGCUCAUACGACGAGAUUUGCCUGCUACUGAGCGUCGCGCCCGAGUCGCAGGCCGGCCUGUUCUACGUGGCGCUGGGCCUGUUCCACAAGGACCGCGACGUGCGCUUCCGUACCGCCGACCUGCUCGAGCGCAUUGCUGAGCAUGAGGCCGGGCAGCAUUGGUGGCGGGCGUUGAGCAGGUUUGAGAAGUUGGCGUAUAUGCGGAUUAAGCGUGAGGCGGAAGCUGAGGCGAGGGCCAAGGCGAUGCAGGAACGGGAAGGCGGGUUUGGAAUUGGGAGUCCGACGGAUAAUAGGAGGGCGAGUUAA
This is a messenger RNA of Thermochaetoides thermophila DSM 1495, 2307 nucleotides long. RefSeq lists its product as uncharacterized. The transcript is spliced from 3 exons. Lineage: Eukaryota; Fungi; Ascomycota; Sordariomycetes; Sordariales; Chaetomiaceae. Bases 1 to 2307 code for a protein of 768 amino acids. Gene Ontology annotation, biological process: actin cortical patch localization. The record is from RefSeq and is a predicted model, not a curated record. Gene Ontology annotation, cellular component: plasma membrane.